GACCCCUCCCCUGCUCGCGGCUUCUGACUCCAGCGCCCGGCGCGCCAAGGCGGCUAUCGAGCGAGCGAGCGUGCAGCCGCCGCCGCCCCGAGCACCCGCAGCUCCGGCGCCGCGGCGAGACCGGAGGAGAACCCACCGACCGACGGACCCUCGCAGCCGCGGCAUCCCGGAGGAGAACAUGCUUGCCAAUUCAGCCAGUGUGCGGAUUCUCAUCAAGGGAGGCAAGGUUGUGAAUGAUGACUGCACCCACGAGGCUGAUGUCUACAUUGAGAAUGGCAUCAUCCAGCAGGUGGGCCGUGAGCUCAUGAUCCCCGGAGGGGCCAAGGUGAUUGAUGCCACUGGGAAACUGGUGAUCCCUGGAGGCAUCGACACCAGCACCCACUUCCACCAGACCUUCAUGAACGCCACAUGCGUGGACGACUUCUACCACGGGACCAAGGCAGCACUAGUUGGAGGUACCACCAUGAUCAUCGGCCAUGUUCUGCCUGACAAGGAGACCUCCCUUGUGGAUGCCUACGAGAAGUGCCGGGGUCUGGCUGACCCCAAGGUCUGCUGUGACUACGCCCUCCAUGUGGGGAUCCCCUGGUGGGCACCCAAGGUGAAAGCAGAAAUGGAGACCCUGGUGAGGGAGAAGGGUGUCAACUCGUUCCAGAUGUUCAUGACCUACAAGGACUUGUACAUGCUUCGGGACAGCGAACUGUACCAAGUGUUGCACGCUUGCAAGGAUAUUGGGGCGAUCGCCCGGGUCCAUGCUGAAAAUGGGGAGCUCGUGGCCGAGGGUGCAAAGGAGGCGCUAGAUUUGGGUAUCACAGGCCCAGAAGGAAUUGAGAUCAGCCGUCCAGAGGAGCUGGAAGCAGAAGCCACUCACCGAGUUAUCACCAUUGCAAACAGAACUCACUGUCCCAUCUACCUGGUCAACGUGUCCAGCAUCUCGGCCGGUGACGUUAUUGCAGCUGCUAAGAUGCAAGGGAAGGUCGUGCUGGCCGAGACCACCACCGCGCAUGCCACACUGACGGGCUUACACUACUACCACCAGGACUGGUCCCACGCAGCCGCCUACGUCACAGUGCCUCCCCUGAGACUGGACACCAACACCUCAACCUACCUCAUGAGCCUGCUGGCCAAUGAUACUCUGAACAUUGUGGCGUCAGAUCACCGGCCUUUCACCACGAAGCAGAAAGCUAUGGGCAAGGAGGACUUCACCAAGAUCCCACACGGCGUGAGCGGCGUGCAGGACCGCAUGAGCGUCAUCUGGGAGAGAGGAGUGGUUGGAGGAAAGAUGGAUGAGAACCGUUUUGUGGCUGUUACCAGUUCCAAUGCAGCGAAGAUUCUCAACCUGUAUCCCCGCAAGGGCCGCAUCAUCCCUGGAGCCGAUGCCGACGUGGUGGUGUGGGACCCAGAAGCUACAAAGACCAUCUCAGCCAGCACCCAGGUGCAGGGAGGAGACUUCAACCUGUACGAGAACAUGCGCUGCCAUGGUGUCCCACUGGUCACCAUCAGCCGGGGGCGGGUCGUGUACGAGAACGGCGUCUUCAUGUGCGCUGAGGGCACCGGCAAGUUCUGCCCCUUGAGGUCCUUCCCAGACACUGUCUACAAGAAGCUGGUCCAGAGAGAAAAGACCUUAAAGGUGAAGGGAGUGGACCGCACUCCCUACCUGGGGGAUGUAGCUGUCGUUGUGCAUCCUGGGAAAAAAGAGAUGGGAACGCCACUCGCAGACACUCCUACCCGGCCUGUUACCCGGCACGGAGGCAUGAGGGACCUUCAUGAAUCCAGCUUCAGCCUCUCUGGUUCUCAGAUCGAUGACCAUGUUCCAAAGCGAGCCUCAGCUCGGAUCCUCGCUCCCCCCGGAGGCAGGUCAAGUGGCAUUUGGUAAAGGCACUGACCAGCCCCCCAAGUGAAGAUGCACCGCUGCCACCAGCCCACACGCCCUCCGGCCACAGCUGCAGGGGGCGGGAGAGGCUGGGCUGGGCAGCGCACCACCUGAGGGGGCCCCGGGACACGGGGAGCCCUCCCCAUGUCUGACACGUGAUUCACUGUGCUUCGAGCCGACCCUAACAGGCACUUUGAGAUGUGUUCCUCCUGCUGCAGUCCUUUCCUGCCUUGGCCUCGGCAGGCUUCCCGGGGGCCCAUGCUAUGCACAGAGCCCAAUGCAUAGAGCCUGGCCCCGCCCCUCCUCUCACACCCACCUCUGGGCUGGCCUUGGGAAAGCCCGACCUUAGUGCCCUGCCCCUGGCUGACCCGCCAGCUGUCCAGAGCACUUUAGCAGAUGUGUUUUAAAAGAAAAGGACUCCCUCCCCCAUCCCCUUCGGCCCAGUGGUCACUUUCCCCAAGUCAGACCGGUGUUAGCAUCCCAGCCAUGCCCAGGACAUCCCGUUUUUCCCCACUCAUCUCCCGCCCCUGUUUGGUUGUGGCUGGGACACUCUGCGCCCUUUGCCAGCUGCUUCCUCUCUGCCACCCCCCGGGAG
Messenger RNA from Eubalaena glacialis (North Atlantic right whale), 2465 nucleotides. It is a transcript of the gene DPYSL5, whose product is annotated as dihydropyrimidinase like 5. Gene Ontology annotation, cellular component: cytoplasm; cytosol. Lineage: Eukaryota; Metazoa; Chordata; Mammalia; Artiodactyla; Balaenidae. The coding region runs from base 179 to 1873 and encodes 564 amino acids. Gene Ontology annotation, molecular function: hydrolase activity, acting on carbon-nitrogen (but not peptide) bonds, in cyclic amides. The transcript has 13 exons. The record is from RefSeq and is a predicted model, not a curated record.